Molecule: messenger RNA, 1621 nt
Organism: Lingula anatina
Lineage: Eukaryota; Metazoa; Brachiopoda; Lingulata; Lingulida; Lingulidae
Product: AP-5 complex subunit mu-1
Biological process (GO): endosomal transport
Cellular component (GO): lysosome; AP-type membrane coat adaptor complex; late endosome
Source: RefSeq, a predicted model, not a curated record
CUUCCGGUUAUAUGUCCUGUGAUUUUUAUGGCAUAGGGACAGUCGGGCAACAAAAUACAACAAACAUAUAUGAAGCCAUGCUUUCAACAGUAAAAUGAGUGUCCGUGGAUGUUGGGUGAUAUCAGUAGAUAGUGGGGAAGAUGGAAGAUCAACUGGAAAGACGUUGUUUUCGAGAAUAUUCCCGAGUGUAGAAAAGAGGGCCAAGCUGUGUGCUAAUAGUGACCAUUAUGUUCCUUUGCCAGAUACACAGGUUUUCCUGGAAGAUCUUCUCAAUGAGCUUGGGAUCCAAUUAACUAUUAAAAAGUUUAUUGGAUCAAGAGACAGCUGCAAGAAAGUUGACCAAAAGCCAGUCUUUGGAGUUCAUACCGCUGCUGGGGUCAUAUGGCCAGUAUUAGUAUUGGAGCAGGCUGGUUUGUUGUACUGUUGUGUGCCCCUUGUAGAAGUUGUUGGAUCUUCUUCCCAAGUUUCUUUGAUUCAAAUUCCAGGUAUUGCCGCUGGCUACAGUUUGCUUCUUGGAAUAGCUGAUUUUGUAGGCAAACCACAAGGAGAGGUCCUCAGUGAGACCUCCAGUGUGAUAGCAGACUUGUACCUGUACCUGAGUUGUGCAGCACCAUUUGGUACACCCCAAAAUGUACAGCCAGACAUUGUACGCACUACGCUACAGGCCAAAAACACCCCAGUGCCAAAAGAUAAGCAACCUGCGUGGAGGCCAGUUGCUUACAAAGGAAAACCCAACAUUUAUUUUGCAAUUACUGAGCAAAUAAAGGCAGUGCAAUAUGACAGCUCUAGUAUCAAAGAUGUGUGGGAUUUAUAUGGCACAGUCACAUGUAUGGCAGAGCUAGAGGGGAUCAAACCUGAAGUCAGCGUUCCUUUCACUUGGACAGAUAAUGGACAAAGUCCUACACUGAACAAGUUCCUUUUUCAUCAUUCUGUACAGUCAAGCACAAUAGGCGGGUCGGAAUGCAGGCUCGAGUUCUUCCCUCCCCCUGAAAUGUUUGUCUUGUGUCAGUAUACUGCUUCCGGGAUAGAUCUACCCAUAAAAGGCUUUUACCAGAUGAAGGGAGAUUUGUUUAAAGCUGAUUUGCUGCUGCAGCUAAAACUUAAAGAACAUGUCAAGAAUACAUUCCAGUACUGUUUUGUUCAACUUCCAUUUUAUAAUAGGGGAUUAAUAGUGAAUCAAGAUUGCACAGCCAGUCAUGGCAGUGUCAGUGUAUCACCCAGUGAUGGCAGGACACUAGUGUGGAAUGUAGGUCAGAAAUUUCCUAGCAAAACAUUGGAAGUGUCCCUGAAGGCAGCACUUCUAUUUGACAAGGCUGGUUCUAUUAGCAAGGGGUUGUAUGAUGAUCCUUUUUGCAUGGGCCAAAAUGCAUAUGCACAGGUUUAUUUCAAAAUGACAGAAUACACACAAACUGGUAGCAUGAUUGAACCAAAGACUGUGCAGGUCUCUCCUGCAGCUAAAGUGAAGGUUACUGUAGUGCGUGAGUACUUGGCAUCUGACUACAAGAUAUGGAAUUCGCACGGAGAUGCUCAAAUGACAUUUGCUCCUACUUUACCAAGCUGACAGACACCCACAGACUGAAGUAAAUGAUUUAAAUGUGUUGAAUGCUUGACAAUCACUGUC